GAAAAAAAUAAAAAAAGUAAUGAGAAGCCCCAGGUACAAGAGUCUGAUGAUGUCUUCCUCCCUUCCGUCGCAGAAGUAUCUUCUCAAGCCACUAGAGUGGAAGUGGAACAUCCUGGAGAAUUUACAGAAAUUCAGCUCAGUGAUGAAGUAGAGGAUGUGAAAGCUGUAAAUGAUGUGUGCGACAUCCCCCAGAGUAAUUUACCUUCAGCAAACAGAGGGUCUUCCAUAGUAGCCUUAGAGCCUCCCACAGGUGCAGAAGAGUUCAAAGCUGAUCCUUCCCAUGAGGAACGUGGCGGAGAUGUUGAGAAGAGUGGAGAAAACAAGUUGGACAAACGUGACAGCCCUGUGGAGGCAGUUGCUAGUGAGUCAGGGAACCCUGAUUUAUCGAGUAGUACCUUUCAUUCCAGUGCUACUGUCUCUCAGACAGUAGUGGGCUUUGUGCGGGACAAAGGAACUGAAAAUGUACAAGAUGUUAAAAAUCCUCUUAUCCAUUCCUCAGAGAAGCUUCCUCUUAGGGUCUCGCAGCUCACUGAGAAAUCCAAAACAUGCAUUCAGCGACCGGGAUUGAAACCAGUUUAUCCAGACUUAUCGACUGAGCUGUCCUAUGAGAGACCAACCAUAAUGGCAGUUAAGCCACUGUUGCACAGUGAAAGGCUGUAUCCAGAGCUCCCAGCUGAACCAGAACUGGUGCCGUUUACCAGAGAACAGCUGAAAAUCUUUGAGCCGUGCUCGUGGUUGGAGAAUGUCGAGUCCUAUGUGGAGGAAUUCGAAACUGUGGCUCAUCAGGACAGGCAUGAAUUUUACGAACUGCUCCUGAACUAUAUGCGCUGCAGGAAGCAGAUGUUGCUGGCUGAGACGGAGCUGCAGGCCAUGACGACAGACUGCCAAAAUGUUAAGGGGAGAUUAUGGACUUUUAAAGAAGAACAGAAAACUGUGCAGGGUGUCUGUGCAGACCUGUGCAAAGUGAUAGGUCACCAUCGCUACCAGACUGUGGAGCUGAAUGAGGGCGUGCUGGGGGAACUGAAAAAGCUGUUUGAAGCCAAAGCAGAGCAUGUGCACCAGACACUGGCGCUGCACUCGUACACCUCGGUGUUGUCCCGGUUGCAAGUGGAGUCCUAUGUCUACAGAUUGCUCAGCAGCUCGUCCCUGCUGAGAUCAGUGGCUCUUCAGCAGCAAGAACAAGUUUCGAAGCAGUCAGAAAGUCUUUCUUCAGACUUGAGCCACUUGAAGGAGUGUAUCAGCGUCCUUUUCAGUUUCACUCGCAGAGUUAUCGAAGAUCCUCAGUUUCAGAGCGACCUUCUCAUGUGGCUGCAGAGAUUGGUGUCAGUGUUGCAAAGAAUUGGCUGUCCAGGUGACCAUUUCUUCCUCUUCAACCACAUCCUUCGGUGUCCCGCUGGGAUCAGCGAAUGGGCUGUUCCGUUCAUUCAGAUCAAAGUCUUGGAUAACCCAUCAGGUGUCUUUCAUUUCAUGCAAUCUCUUGCCUUGCUUAUGUCUCCUGUCAAAAAUCGGGUGGACUUCAUGUGCCAUAUGAAACCAAGUGAAAGGAAAAGUUCCUCUUCAUCUGGAAAGGAAUCUGGAAACUGGACCUUGGUAGAUGAGGGAGGAGAAGAGGAUGAGGAUCCUGAAACAAGCUGGAUUCUGCUUUUGGAAGAUGACUUGAUUUCCCUGUUGUCACAGUUUCCAUUUCAUGAACUCUUUCAGCAGUUCCUUGGGUUUAAGUCUGGAGGUGCUUAUUUUCCUGAAAAAACAACUCCCCAGGAGAUGAUGAAGAUUUUUGCUUUUGCAAACUCUUUAGUGGAACUUCUGUCUGCAGGGUUAGAAACGUUUAACAGAGCACGGUACCGACAGUUUGUGAAGCGAAUUGGUCAGCUGAUCAAGAUGACACUUUGUCAUGUGAGUGACCACUGGGCCCAAUACGUUAGCAGCAAUAAGCAGUACGGAUCAGUGUCGCAUCCCUACUCUGUGGAAAAAUUGCAACUGGAGUUUGAUGAGCUGUUUUUUAGAGCCGUUCUACAUGUUCUGAAGGCAAAAAG
Molecule: messenger RNA, 2033 nt
Organism: Tauraco erythrolophus (red-crested turaco)
Lineage: Eukaryota; Metazoa; Chordata; Aves; Musophagiformes; Musophagidae
Source: RefSeq, a predicted model, not a curated record